Penicillium vulpinum is the source of this 3753-nucleotide messenger RNA. Its product is annotated as hybrid sensor histidine kinase/response regulator. The transcript is spliced from 3 exons. Gene Ontology annotation, molecular function: phosphorelay sensor kinase activity. Gene Ontology annotation, biological process: phosphorelay signal transduction system; phosphorylation. Lineage: Eukaryota; Fungi; Ascomycota; Eurotiomycetes; Eurotiales; Aspergillaceae. Bases 1 to 3753 code for a protein of 1250 amino acids. The record is from RefSeq and is a predicted model, not a curated record.
AUGGAAAAUUCAUCUAGCCAGAGUGCGGACUACGAGGCGGACCGUCAGACACGCGAGGUAUAUCGAUAUUUCCACCCGAGAAACCCAGCGGCGCUUAAUGCAACACCUCUUGAAUUUGAUGAGCAUGUGGCCUCGAUAGCAGAUUUUUCAAGAGUGACGACCCCUUUUGUACCGGAUCCCUCUGACUCAGAGACAAGUUUUGUUGAAAGCAGCUCUCCGUCAAGCCCAAAUACAACUUUGACUUCUUUUGCACAACUGGCAGCUCUACGCCUGAAUGCACAGCGUGCUUUUAUUACUGUGUUGAACACCGACUCUCAGUUCAUAUUGGCUGAAGCCACUAGAAACACCAAUCUUCGAAGUUCGAAGUCGUCUGUUGGAGAAGGAGAUAAACUCUUCGCUGGAACGUCGACAUUAUCAGAGUCUUGGAAUAUAUGUCAGGAAACAGUGGCACAAGACUCAAAUAACGAACAUGGAUUGUAUUCAUUUUUAGUUGUCAACGAUCUUCAAAAGGAAGAACGAUUCAGAGGAUUGCCUUUUGUGUCAAAAGAGCCACACUCUCGUUUUUAUGCCGGGACGCCCCUCACCAGUGAUAGCGGUAUCAAUUUGGGAUGUCUGUUUGUAUUAGAUUCUGAACCCCGCCAGGGGCUAUCUGAUAUUGAAAAGGAUACAUUAGGAAAAUUGGCAGAGUUGGUAAUGGACUAUUUAUUGGUUAGCCGUCAAGCUACAGAAGGGCGACGCGCCUCACGGCUAUCGCGUGGUCUCCAUCUUUUCGUUGACGGCAACUCUAGUUUUCCCAGCAACGCUCACAUGUCGUCUCGGUCAAACAGCACGGCACAGGGUCCGGCUCAGUGGGAAUCACCUCACCUGAAAGGUAACCGAUCUACAAGCUCUCAAAGUAAUAGACCGGAAUAUCACUCGGAACUGUCUGGGACAGGAAAUGCGUCUCAAACUGGCGACGCACGAGCUUCGAGCCCAGAUUCCAACCGGAAUGACAUAUUUGAUCCUGCUAGUCUAACGGCAUCGUUGCAAAGUUUGCCACAUGAUGAUAGUGAUUCGGGGGACUCCUCGAGUAGCAACCACUGGCUUUUCCCACGUGCUGCAAACCUCUUACGACAAAGUCUAGACUUAGACGGUGCUGGUGGCGUCAUGUUCUUGGAGGCUAGUGACAACUCUUCCGAAGAUGUUGCAGCUGGUCAUACCUCUUCUGAAUCCACAAAUCCUGCUCCUAUUCUUGCGCUGUCCACCAGAAAUGAUCCAUUCUCAUACCAUUCAAGCUCUACAUUAUCAGAUCCAGCUGUCAAUCUUGACAAUAGCUUCCUGAAACAGUUGACGCAUCGCUAUCCUAAAGGGAAACUUUGGUCAUUCCACCGCGAUGGGACAUUUUCAACUUCGGAGGAUCAGUUAACCGACGAGUCUCGGGAACAAAGGAAAAAGUCCAAAGUUUCAGAGACCAGAAGACUGAACGAAUUCUUCCCCGAGGCAUCUCAAGUCAUGUUUGUCCCACUGUGGAAUGCCACCGAUUCCCAGUGGUUUGCUGGGUGUUUUUGUUGGACUCCCCGGUCAACGCGAGUUUUCAGUCCUACCAUUGAUCUGAGCUCUGUAUUUGCCUUCGGAUCAUCUAUUAUGACCGAGUACAGCCGUGUUCAAUCAGUGAUCGCAGACCGCCAAAAGGGGGAUUUUAUAAGCAGCAUCUCACACGAACUCCGCAGCCCGUUGCAUGGUGUCUUGGCUGCAGCCGAGUUUUUGGGAAGUACUACAUUGGACCAGUUCCAGGAGACCCUGCUUGAUACGAUUAAUGCAUGUGGCCGAACUCUCUUGGAUACAAUGAACCAAGUUUUAGAUUUCAGCAAAAUCAUGUCGUUAGAAAGACACAAGAAAGCCUUCAAGCGUGGAAAAGAUCCGUGGAAACCCAAACUCUCCGAGGAAACUGUGCCCAGCCUGGAUACACUGGUCUUGACAGAUGUGGCCCUCUUGACAGAGGAUGUUAUAGACAGCGUGUGCUUGGGCCAUUCGCAUAUACAGAGGUCAGCAACGUCCACCAAUCACCCCACGGAUGUGUCGUCAAAAUCGCUUUCCGAGUUAGCAAAAGAUGACAGCCAAGUUGGUCCCGUUUCAGAAGUGGACGUUGUUGUUGACAUUCCUGAUAAUGACUGGAUGUACAGAGUCCAGCCGGGGUCGCUGAGGCGCUUAAUUAUGAAUAUUCUUGGUAAUGCACUGAAGUAUACCAAAAAGGGACGAAUCUCUGUCUGCAUGGAGGCGACUGAGCGCUCCAAAGGGCGCUCUCGGCGCCAGGGUCUCGAAGAUAUAGUGACAUUGACCAUCUCAGAUACGGGAAAGGGCAUCUCGAAGGAAUAUCUUCGGAAGCACCUGUUCACUCCGUUCUCACAAGAAGAUCCGCUGUCAGUAGGCACUGGUCUCGGUCUAUCAAUUGUUCGCGGCAUUGUGAAAACUCUCCACGGGAAAAUUAACAUUCGAAGUCGACAGGGUGAAGGCACUACUGUCAAGGUGUUACUUCCUCUCGAACGUCUUGUGGGAGAGGAAAGCCCAAAAUCAACGUCUCAUAAGGAAAAUUCGGAGCAAAAUAUACUUGCAGCAUCUUCUCAACUCCGACGUGUUGACUGUAGUGGGAAGCGUGCUGCUAUCUGGGGAAUCGAUCCAUCCCAGGUUAGCAAGCACCAUUUCUGGGCUUCCAUAGCUCGAUAUAUCACGGAUUGGUAUGGUCUACAGCUCGUUCCUCUGUCAGCCAAUGAACCUAUUGAUAUUCUGUUUGCGGAUGAAAGGGAUUUGUCUGCAAAAGAAAUGCAGCAUUUCCCAACGGAAAUACCAAGUCUGCUCGUAUUUUGCAGCGAGAUAGGCAACUACGGUGAUCCUAGGGAACAAUGGUCGCAUCUGGCUGACUCUGUGGCAAUUCUCCAUGGACCUUGCGGUCCACGAAAACUUUCCCGCGGUAUUUUGAACUGUCUUGAUACGACACCGAAAACCUCUCCGUCGAAUCCGCAAAAUUCUCAGAAAAAAGUAGUACUUCCAGAACGACCUGCUCUUGCGGUCUCGACUUUACCGAUUGACGAUUCCAACCACUCGUCAGGAAAUCUACGAUCACCAGAUUCUAAACCAUCAAUUCCCAUGCCAGAGUCCAGUAAUUACGCCACUGAUCCCCUGGAGCAUAGCGCUUCUUUGUUGGCAUCGUGUACUGACAGCGCUGGUCGUACACUGUCCGGGAGAACUGAUUCCGCCAAUACUCCAUCUUCUUCAUCCACUCGACCUUCCACUAGCAACUCAGAUCAUGUUAUCGCUUCGCCCGGGAGCAAAAGGAGACCCCGGGUCUUAGUAGUAGAUGACAACAGCAUCAACCUUCACCUCAUGAUGACUUUCAUGACAAAACGAAAAGUUGUGGUCCUGGAUAAAGCCGAGAAUGGCAAAGUAGCCGUCGAUGCGUUUGAAAGAAUGUUGCAGGGAUACGAUCUUAUUUUCAUGGACAUGUCUAUGCCAGUUAUGGACGGGUUUGAGGCGACGCGCGCCAUUCGCGCAAUUGAGAACGAGCGGGAUGGCUGUAUUCCAGCAACAAUCAUCGCUUUGACAGGACUCAGCAGUUCACGCGAUGAGUGCAGGGCCUUGGACUCGGGGGUGGAUCUUUUCCUUAUGAAGCCUGUUUCUUUCAAGGAAGUAUCGAGGCUUGUUGAUGAAUGGGAAGCUAAACUGCCGAAACUGCAGCCUUGCCACUCAGACGUGCAAAACCACGUGAAACUAUCAUGA